Molecule: messenger RNA, 2822 nt
Organism: Amoebophrya sp. A120
Lineage: Eukaryota; Dinophyceae; Syndiniales; Amoebophryaceae
Source: the annotation of a GenBank genome assembly
AUGAAGACGAAUUUUUUGGAGCAGGCAGCGUGGUUCGAGACCGUUCGCGGCGAUGUGAUGAAGACCGUGGCGUACGGAUUCGACGUGGCGGUCGUUCGCCAGCCGCAGCACGUUGACAACUGGGUCUUCCGGGCAACCUUGCCACAGUAUGACACCGCGCUACAGACCGGAAGUUGUCCGGGAGACGCGGCGGGCUCGGGAGUCACCAGGGCUCCUUCUGGAGGAUCUUCGAUGCCAAAGAAAGCUGCAAGUGGUGGUGGUCCUCCAACCCAGAUCAUGACCACGGCGCACGUGCCCGCGCAGCCCGUAGUUCCUCCCGGCGGUUCAUCAUCACGUGCAGCUGGUGGCGGGCAGACGUUCACAACAAUGCCCGCGGAAGGUCAGGCGACCGGUGCGGGCGGUAGUUUGGAUAACCGGGGGAACAUGAUGACGAUACCAGUGACAGUGGGUGCUGACACGGCGGCGACAGCCGCGCCAGCGGCGUUCAGUGGCGGAGGUUCUUUAAUAAUGCCCCCACCUACAGUAUCAUGUGUAAAACCUCUUGCUGCGUUGCGGUUGGCCCCCCCAGACCCUGCUACGACAAGUCAACAUCAAGUUUUGGCUGUUUUUCCUUAUGACGAGCUCCUGCUCGAAAUGUCAUUGUCAUCGCGUCUAGCGACGGAAAGAUUUUCCAGGUCAAGCGUCUGGUCCUGAUUCGGGCAUGACAAAUUCUGAAGGUCUUCUUGUUUUCAGACAAAAUAGCACUACCACUAGAAGUUGCCCCCUAUUGUGCUCCUGCGCAUGAGAAGCAUCAUUUUAGGCAUGCGGAUAAUUAUUUGCUGUAGUCUGGCAACUGUGGGCGGGUGGACCCGUUUUUACACACGAUAUACAACAGCUCCAUCCCGUAGUAAUAUCAAUGUCGGCGGGCUACGGCGCGGACUUGGCCUCGCUUUUGCCACGGGACCUGCCGGUCAUGACGUUGUCGUGACCGAAAAAAGUGGGACACGACAAGGCGGCACAUUUGGGCCGACAUUUAUUCAAGAAAACGCGGGUCCUGCCCCCGGUACAACUAGUGGAACAAUUGCUAUGGAUGUGUCAGGUUUGAAAUCGUCAGAGUUGAAAUACUUUGUCAUGCAUAAAAUGGAUGCCAGUUGGAGCCCAGUUUGCAAGUGGCGCUUGACAAGUUUUGGUGGUGCCUAAAUCCAGUUUGUAAUGCUGUUUGGGUAAGGAAAACACCUUUUGUCAUGCUACUUUAGCAGCUCUAUUUCUACCCCUCAACAGGCUUGCAAUCGGCCUCCCUUGCCUACUCUGCAAGACAGGCGCUUUGUGGGUUUUUUUUAUGCAUCACAAAUUAUUUCAACUUUGACGAUUUCAAUCCUGACGCUUCCAUAAUUGCCACUGGGGCAGUAGCACGAGCAGCAGCCGCAGUGUCGACUUUCGCCGGUGGAAUGGAAAGAGUAUUCACUACGGGAACUACGGGUCAAAUGCCAGCAUCUGGAUCUGGCACUGCUGCGGCCGCAAGUUCGUCGUCGCGGUCCCAGUUCCAAGCUACAGCGACGUUUGGCACAUCCGCCAAGAACGCUGCAAAAAGCAACAAGGAUAUCAACCCAAGUAAUCCACCGGCCGCAGGUGCGCAAGCGCACGCGCUUCUGCCGACGACCUCUGGUGACCACGCGACGACUUUUGACACCAGCACGACGAGGACAUUUGCUGCUGGUGGACCUUCGGCUGGGGCGUCGAACAGAAUAAACGCAAGGAACCUCUACCAAGAAUCUGAAAAAAUUGGCAAGAUGAGCAGCAGAAGUACUUUUUUAGGUGGCCCGCUGCAAGAAGCUUUUUCGAAUGCAGUGUCAAAUGGACAACAACUACUGCAAAGCGCAACAAUGCCGCCAGCGCCGUCUACUUCUUCUUUGCAGUUUGGUUAUAAUUAUUUCGGUGCUGGACAACCCCAACCCGCAGCUUUUGGAACCUCCUCCGCCAGCGGAAAUACAAAUGGAAAUCAAACUCAUCAACCGAGCGCGAACACAAAAACUUUCAACAGCAGCAGUUCAGCUUUGACACGACCCGUAGUUGGUGCAGCUGCAGUUGUACAGCCACCUCAACAAUCGGCGAAGAUGAACAGCAAAAUAAAUACAAAUACUUUUAAUACUAGUUUCGGCGGAUCGGGAUCUACACGACCAGCAGCUACAUCAUACCCUAGCGACGGGUCGUUUGCGGCCUUUGGCGCUACUACAGGCGGAUUUUUUGGCGCAGCGACGCCGUUUAACACCACGUUCGGUGCACAAGCAGAAGGUGGCACAACAACCAAAAAUAAUACUCAUCAGGGUGGAGCACGAGCAGAGGCAGAUGCUGUUGCAGCUUCGACCGGAAAAAUUAAAUCAGGAGGUGGUUCCUCGUCACAACUACAACUACCCUUAGGUGCUGGUGGUGGUGGAACGACAGGGCAGACAUCAAGUUACACCGCUUCAAAUUAUCCGAAUAUGGAUCAAGAUCAACGAAACCACGCAACAAGAAGAACGGGGCCCGAGGUGGAUUCAUCUGUAGUGAGGGAUAAUGACAAGAACGCGAACUACGCCUACGCGGCGGGGGCCUCGUCCUCUUCCCUCGCAGACCGUAACAAGUCCAUUCUGGAGCGCAUGCGGGCGCAACGAGAGGAGGGCACUAGUGUGGGUAGAAGUUGUGCAGGCGGAAUUAUGUUGAGCAGUGGUUCUGGUGCGCCAGCAGUUCCACCUCGUGUAGUACCUUCUUCAAGAGUAGACUUCCAGCAGCAAGUCGCUUCAUCCUCUCAGGCGAAGCGGCGUCGAAUGUCAGCAAAUGAUGUUGAGGUAAUCGACCUCACGUGA